Molecule: messenger RNA, 870 nt
Organism: Saxophila tyrrhenica
Lineage: Eukaryota; Fungi; Ascomycota; Dothideomycetes; Mycosphaerellales; Extremaceae
Exons: 1
Coding region: 1-870 (289 amino acids)
Biological process (GO): fatty acid beta-oxidation
Cellular component (GO): mitochondrion
Molecular function (GO): enoyl-CoA hydratase activity
Source: RefSeq, a predicted model, not a curated record
AUGUCGACCCCCAAGCUCUUCAGCCAACCGCCCGCAACACCCACCUACAUCCUCUCCUACCCAGCACCCUAUGUCCUCCUCAUCACGAUCAACAGGCCCAAAGCCAUGAACUCGCUUCCGUACGCCUCUCACUGGGAAGCCGAUGCGCUCCUCCAAUGGUUUGACGCCGAGCCUUCGCUCCGAGUAGCAGUCAUCACGGGAACUGGAAAGGCAUUCUGCGCUGGACAGGACUUGAUCGAGCAACGAGAUCUUGCCAAUCUGAGAGAAAAGAAGGCAAGAGGAGAAAAGGUAGAGGUGCCAGAUAGGAGGUUAUUGGUACACCCAACCAACGGCUUCAUGGGCGUGAGCAGACGAUCAGGCAAGAAGCCGGUUAUCGCGGCUGUCAACGGCUGGGCCAUGGGAGGAGGGUUCGAGAUAUGCCUGGGCUGCGACAUGAUCGUUGCGUCCCCGAACGCGACUUUCGGUUUACCAGAAGCCAUGCGCGGGUUAUACGCUGGAGCUGGCGGCCUCUCUCGUCUCGUUCGUUUGGCUGGCAUUACUGUUGCAAGCGAGGUUGCGAUGGCCGGUCGAUUUUUGAGCGCCCAAGAGGCGGCGAAGUACCUCAUUGCGAACAAGGUCUCGAAGACGCAUGAGAGCUUGGUCGAUGAGGCUGUUGAGUUGGCGUCGAAGGUUGCCAAUCUCAGCCCGGACUCCAUUGUCGUGACGCGCCAUGGGUUAAGACAGGCUUGGGAGCAAGCGAGUGUGGAGCGGGCGAGCCAGGAGACUGAGAUGCGGUAUGGGACCGCAUUGAGGGACGGAGAUAACCUGGGAAUCGGGUUGAGAGCGUUUGCAGAUAAGAAACAGCCGCAGUGGGUUCCGUCGAAGUUGUAG